This is a messenger RNA of Ostrea edulis (European flat oyster), 3061 nucleotides long. Its product is annotated as vacuolar protein sorting-associated protein 35-like. The record is from RefSeq and is a predicted model, not a curated record. Lineage: Eukaryota; Metazoa; Mollusca; Bivalvia; Ostreida; Ostreidae. The coding region runs from base 151 to 2592 and encodes 813 amino acids. Gene Ontology annotation, cellular component: retromer complex; retromer, cargo-selective complex; late endosome. The transcript has 18 exons. Gene Ontology annotation, biological process: retrograde transport, endosome to Golgi; intracellular protein transport.
UUGAUUUUAGUCUCGCCCACGUCACAUGACCAAAACAUGGUGGGUGUCUGAAUUCAAGGGAAGAGGAAACCAAUUACCAAACGUGGCAAACCUUCUUGUAUUUCAUAGUCUAGUAAUCGCUGAACAAAAACCAGACGCUGACAAAGAAACAUGCCUUCCACACCUCAGAUGUCUCCCCAGGAAGAACAGGAGAAGCUUUUGGAAGAGGGAAUCAGUAUAGUUAAGAACCAGUCAUUCCAAAUGAAAAGAUGUCUGGACAAAGGGAAAUUAAUGGAUGGACUGAAGCAUGCUUCAACAAUGCUUGGAGAACUGAGAACUUCACUUUUAUCACCAAAGAGCUACUAUGAAUUAUAUAUGGCUAUUUCUGAUGAAUUGAGACACUUAGAACUGUACCUCUGUGAUGAAUUUCAAAAAGGAAGGAAAGUUGCAGAUCUGUAUGAACUUGUUCAAUAUGCAGGAAAUAUUGUUCCCAGGCUCUACCUGCUGAUUACAGUGGGAGUAGUGUACAUUAAGUCUAAUGAACUGUCCCGUAAAGACAUUCUGAAAGACUUGGUGGAAAUGUGUCGAGGUGUACAGCAUCCCCUGAGGGGCCUCUUUCUGAGAAAUUACCUACUGACUUGUACAAAGAAUGUGCUGCCUGAUACUGAAGAAGAACAAGCCACAAAUGACUAUGAGUAUGGGACAGUGCUAGAUUCCAUUGACUUUAUCCUUCUGAACUUCUCAGAGAUGAACAAGCUCUGGGUUCGCAUGCAGCAUCAGGGUCACACAAGAGAUCGCACAAAGCGUGAACAGGAGAGACGAGAACUCCGAAUUUUGGUGGGAACCAAUCUCGUUCGGCUUAGUCAGCUGGAGUGUAUUGAUAUGGACAAGUACAAAAAGGUGGUUCUACCUGCAGUGUUGGAACAAGUUGUGUCCUGCAGAGACCCCAUUGCUCAGGAGUAUUUGAUGGAGUGUAUUAUCCAGGUAUUCCCAGAUGAUUUCCAUCUACAGACUCUAAAUCCUUUCCUCAAAGCCUGUGCUGAACUCCAUGAGAGUGUCAAUGUGAAAAACGUCAUUAUAGCCUUAGUAGACAGGCUUGCCCAAUUUGCACAGAAUGAGGAGGGAUCAGGAAUUCCCCCAGAGAUUCAGCUCUUUGAUAUAUUCUCACAACAGAUAGCGCAAGUUAUUCAGAAUCGACCCGACAUGCCUCCCGAGGACAUUGUUGCCCUACAGGUGGCGCUGGUUAACCUGGCACUGAAAUGUUACCCAGAUAAAGUGGACUAUGUUGACAAAGUACUGGAAACAACUGAGGAUAUCUUCAACAGACACAAUCUGGAUCAAAAUCUACAAAAAUUGGAACAACCACAGAAAAUACCUAUGAUAUGUUUGGAGUAUGGCAGUCUGGUUUCCAAGGAACUGAUGAAACUAAUGAAGAUCCCAGUAGACUCCUACAACAAUAUUCUGACAGUCCUGGAAUUGCAACACUUUGGUCCCAUUUUUGAUUAUUUUGAUUACCAGAGCAGGAAAAUCAUGUGCUCCUAUCUCAUCAACAAUGUGCUGGAAAAUGAAACUUGUAUACCCACACAGGAUCAGGUGGACAGCAUUCUUAACAUUGUGAAUGUCCUGGUACAAGACCAGAGUGAUCAGCCAACAGAACCAGACGACCCAGAAGACUUUGCUGAGGAGCAGGUGCUCAUGGGAAGAUUUAUACACCUACUCCAAGCAGAAGAUCCAAAUCAACAAUAUCUAAUCAUCAAUACAGCUAGAAAGCAUUUUGGAAGUGGAGGGGACAAAAGAAUCAAGUUUACUCUUCCACCCAUUGUCUUUGCUGCAUACAGAUUAGCAAUGAGAUACAAGGACGCAAAAGAAGAGGAUGAAAACUGGGAGAAGAAAUGCCAAAAGAUAUUCCAGUUCUGUCACCAGACUAUAGGAGCCUUAAUCAAGGCAGACAUGGCAGAGAUGCCACUCAGACUGUUUCUUCAGGGAGCAAUGACAGCUGGAGAGAUCGAGUUUGAAAACCACGAAACAGUAGCCUAUGAAUUUAUGUCACAGGCAUUUUCUCUGUAUGAAGAUGAAAUCAGUGAUAGCAAAGCUCAACUUGCUGCGAUUACGCUCAUCAUCGGAACACUGGAACAAAUGAGUUGUUUUGGAGAUGAGAAUCAUGAACCUCUCAGAACUCAAUGUGCUCUGGCAGCGUCCAAACUCCUUAAGAAGCCAGAUCAGUGUCGUGGUGUCUGCACAUGCUCACACCUCUUCUGGUCCGGGAAAUCUACUGCACAGGAAGGGGAGCUCCAAGAUGGGAAGAGGGUGUCUGACUGUCUGAAGAAAGGAGUAAAGAUCGGCAAUCAGUGCAUGGAUAACUCUGUUCAAGUCCAGCUGUUUGUGGAGCUUCUAAAUCACUAUAUAUACUACUAUGAAAAAGGCAAUGAUCAGGUAACAAUGCAGGUACUGAAUCAGUUGAUAGCAAAAAUUAAAGAGACGUUGCCCAACUUAGAAGCAAACGAGGAGACUGAACAAAUAAACAAGCAUUUCCAGAACACUGUAGAACAUUUGAAACUUCGACGAGACAGUACCGAAACAGAUGGGCCUUCUUAUGAGGAAUUAGUGCUGUAGUUUUUAACAUCUCGCCAUGCUCUGUAGGAUGGUUUACAUUGUUUCAGUGCUGGAAAGAAGUAGACAGUACCAGCACUGCUCUGUCUAGCACUGCAAAUCCUGAUGUUAGAAGUCUUUAUAGAGAUAUGUGUGAAUUAAUUUUUUUUUUCAUCUAGUGUUGUAUUUUAUGUCAGACUACAGAAUUCUUACAUCAGUGUGUAACAACAUUAAUUAAGUACCAGUAUUGUGAUAGCUGAAAUUAACUAGUGCUAAGUGUGUUUUCAGAUGAAGUAUAUGCAUUCAAAAAUACACAUGUAACUGUAUAAAUUAUUUUAAAAUUCUCCACUAUUUGUACAUGAAAAUGCAUGAUUGGACUAAUGGAAACCCACCCAUGAAACAAAAUGUGUAUAUUAUGCAUAAUGUAGAUUCCAUUCAAUGUUAAAUAUAUGUUGUACAAUUGUUUGAUAAAUAAAUGAAUAUAUAACUUACA